Cajanus cajan (pigeon pea) is the source of this 1911-nucleotide messenger RNA. RefSeq names its product protein NUCLEAR FUSION DEFECTIVE 4. Lineage: Eukaryota; Viridiplantae; Streptophyta; Magnoliopsida; Fabales; Fabaceae. Gene Ontology annotation, cellular component: membrane. The record is from RefSeq and is a predicted model, not a curated record.
GACGGGAACAGGUGGGCGGUGAACAGUGUCCAAGUCCAGGUGUCGUCAUGACCGGAAAGAACCUGAAAUCAUAAGUAGAAAAGAAAAGAUGAUAGCUCCAUCGAGGGAGCCGAAUGGAGUUUGCGAAGUCCAAGUGGGUAUCGACGGUGGCGAGCAUAUGGAUUCAGUGCACCAGCGGAUCACUCUACACUUUCUCCAUCUACUCCCAAACCCUCAAGUCAACGCAGCACUACGAUCAGUCAACGCUCGACAUCGUCUCCGUCUCAAAGGACAUCGGAGCCAACGUGGGCGUCGUCUCUGGGCUGCUCUACGAUUUCCUUGCGCGCCGCACAACCGCCACUGGGCCCUGGCUCGUCCACUUCUUGGGCUCGGCCCAAUGCUUCCUCGGCUACUUCCUCAUGUGGGCCGCCGUCUCCGCCCUCCUUCCGCCGCUGCCCGUGCCUUUCAUGUGCCUCUUCAUGUUUCUGGCGGCCCAUGCUCAGAGCUACUUCAACACUUCCAACGUUGUCACUGGCGUCCACAAUUUCCCUAACUAUAGCGGAACCAUCGUCGGCAUUAUGAAGGGAUUUCUUGGUCUCAGUGGAGCAAUAUUAAUUCAAGUGUACCAAACAAUAUUCAACAACAAGCCUAAGUCAUAUCUUCUGAUGCUAGCACUCUUACCACCUAUCAAUACUUUGCUGCUUAUGUGGUUUGUAAGAAUCCACAACACUCAUGAGAGGGAGGAAAGGAAGUAUCUGAACAUAUUUUCUUUGAUGGCUCUGGUUGUUGCUGCAUACCUUAUGGUUGUUAUAAUCCUAGAAAACAUCCUUAGUCUGCAAUCAUUGGUGCACAUCUUUAUAUUUGUUGUGCUUAUGAUGUUACUAGCCUCACUUUCUUGCAUUGCAUUUGUAGCACAUGAAAAGAGCUCUUCUAGAAAUUCAGAAAGUUUUAUGGAUGAGGGGUCACGACUAAUUGUGGAGCCAAGCCCCCUGCAUACCACUGAAAAGGUGGAUGCAAGGCAAGAUUCUUUGAACAACCAAAGGAAUAAUUUGCAACUAGGAGAAAACCUGAAUCUUUUACAAGCAAUGCAAACUGUGAACUUUUGGAUCAUGUUUAUUUCUACUGCAUGUGGUAUGGGAUCAGGACUUGCAACUGUUAACAACUUGGGUCAAAUAGGGGAAUCCCUUGGUUAUACCAGCCAUGAGACAGGUUCCUUGGUUUCUUUAUGGAGCAUUUGGAAUUUUCUGGGCCGCUUUGGAGCUGGUUAUGUGUCGGAUUAUUAUUUGCACACAAGAAGAUGGGCAAGACCUUUAUUUAUGGUCAUCACUUUAAUGAUCAUGAGCAUUGGCCAUGUGGUGAUUGCUUCUGGACUACCUGGUGCCCUAUAUGCAGGUUCCAUAUUGGUGGGUAUUUGUUAUGGCUCUCAAUGGUCCCUAAUGCCCACAAUCACGUCUGAGAUAUUUGGUGUGGGAAAUAUGGGAAGCAUCUUCAACACCAUUUCCAUAGCAAGUCCAGUGGGAUCUUAUAUAUUCUCUGUAAAAGUAGUUGGAUAUAUAUAUGACAAAGAAGCAUCUGAAGGAAACACAUGCAUUGGAGCUCAUUGUUUUAUGUUUUCAUUUCUCAUAAUGGCAUCUGCCACUAUUCUGGGUUCUCUGACAGCUUUAGGUUUGUUUUUGCGGACAAAAAACUUCUAUAGCCAGGUUAUAGUCAGAAGAAUUCAACUUAUUCAGUGAAGUAAAGAGAUCAGGUUAUAAUAAACUGUAAAGGAAUAAUGAAUUUGUCAGUGUACAGUGAUUUAGAAGUGAUGUCUGUGCUUUUCUUUAGCUUUUGUGUGUGUGUGUGUGUCUGGACAUGUCUAUAAUUCACUCUUUUAUUCUUGUGAUGUGACACACUACAAUUUGUUGGAAAUUGAUGUGGAUUAUUUUUCACUGA